AACUUGUUGCACUAAAUCGUGAUGUGUGCCUUGGAUAUUUUAUAUGAACCUUGAAAUAACGUUAAGUUACAUCAUGACCAGCUGCGCCGGCGCGGCAGGUGCAAUUGGCGGUCGUGUCGCCAUGUUAAAUGUGGCGUCCCGAGUGCGCAGGCCCAGUAACGCUUCUGUUUCAAAUUACAACGGUGAAACUCAAGCAAACGGCGGAGUAAUCAACGUAGGCUAUGAGCCAGAGGUAGAUAUAGCAACAAAAGCAGUUACAGAAUGGAAAGAAAUACAAGAAAAGAAGAAACUAUCAAAGGUGGAAUUACAGCGCAAAGAGCGCAGAGAACUUGAGAUGUCAUCUUUGACAACUGCUUACGUCACUCCAUAUUCGACAAACAACAUGGAUGUAGCGUUCAAGCCAAACGAUGGAGAAGGUGGUAGGGCAACGGAUACCCACGGAAAGAGGACCGUUUUUCGAUUUAUCUGGGACUUCCUGUGCAGUAACCGAGCCUUGUUCAUAUUGAGCGAGGAGAAUCUUAUACGUCGGUGCGCCAACUGGGUAAUAAACUGGUCGCCGUUUGAAUAUUUGAUCUUGUGUACAAUUAUCGCCAACUGCGUUGUAUUAGCAUUGGAGACACAUCUUCCAGAAAAUGACAAAACACCACUUGCGAUACAACUGGAAGCCACAGAACUCUAUUUCCUAGUUAUUUUCUGCUUUGAAUUCGUCAUCAAAGUUACGGGGCAGGGAUUCGUUUUACAUCAAGGUUCUUACCUAAGAAAUGGUUGGAACAUCAUGGAUUUCGUAGUAGUAGUUUCUGGAAUUGCCACUUUUGUGUCAAGCCUUACAACUCCCGAAGAAGAUGCAGCAUUUGAUUUGCGGACAUUGCGAGCAGUGAGAGUUCUAAGACCUCUCAAACUUGUAUCAGGGAUACCAAGUUUACAAGUAGUACUGAAGUCUAUCAUAUGUGCCAUGGCACCUUUGCUGCAAAUCGGUCUUCUUAUUUUCUUUGUAAUUGUGAUUUUUGCUAUCACUGGAAUGGAAUUUUUCAGGGGCGUUUUUCACAAAACUUGUUUCAGGACAACAUACACUAAUGGCACAGUAACCAAUACUUGGGUAUUUGCUGAAGACCCGCCCAUGGUGUGUGGGGAUUCCGGCAGGCAGUGUGGGGCAAUUGAGGGAUCAAAUUGCACGGAAUACUGGAGUGGGCCUAAAUAUGGAAUCGUCAAUUUUGACAACAUGUUAUUUGCAAUGUUGACGGUUUUCCAAUGUAUUACCAUGGAAGGCUGGACAGAUGUAAUGUAUGAUUGUGCAAAUGCUUUAGGAAGUACCUUCGUUUGGGUAUAUUUCAUCCCACUUAUUAUUUUAGGAUCAUUCUUUAUGCUCAAUUUAGUCCUUGGUGUAUUGAGUGGAGAAUUCGCAAAAGAAAGAGAACGUGUAGAAAAUAGACGCCUUUUUCUAAAAAUGCGUAGGCAGCAGCAAACAGAAAAAGAAUUAGAUGGAUACAUAGAAUGGAUUCGCAAAGCUGAGGAAGUGUUGCUUAACGACACAUCAAUAACAGACGAAGAACGUGCAGCAAUAGAAGCUCGUCGCCGGGCGGCAGCAAUGCAACAAAAAGAACUUCAAACAAAUGGGGAAGCAGGAAAUGGAGUUGCGGUUGUGGGAGAUAUAGAGAAUCUUGAGGUUAAGAAAAACGAGCCACUAACAAAUUCCAAAAAUCACUCCAAAAAACCAGACAGGCAGAAAAAAAAGCAAUGUUCCGGUUUUCGCAAGAAGGAGUACCAACUUCGGAUCAAGAUUCGUAAGAUGGUCAAAUCUCAGGGUUUCUACUGGCUCGUCAUUGUGCUUGUUUUUCUGAAUACAGUAUGUGUUGCUAUUGAACAUUAUCCGCAACCACAGUGGCUUGAACAAUUCCUCUUCUAUGCGGAGAUAACAUUCCUAUGUGUCUUUAUCUUGGAGAUGACUAUAAAAAUGUACGGUUUAGGACCUCAGAUUUACUUCAAAUCUGCAUUUAACAAAUUUGAUUGCAUGGUCAUCUUAGCGAGCUUGUUUGAGGUCAUAUGGUCAGUAUUUAAAGAGGGAUCAUUUGGUCUCAGUGUUCUUCGAGCUCUUCGUUUACUUAGAAUUUUUAAAGUAACAAGAUAUUGGUCCUCUCUACGGAACUUAGUAAUCUCCUUGCUCAGUAGUUUGCGCUCAAUUGCGAGCUUGCUGUUCCUGCUUUUCCUGUUCAUUCUCAUUUUCGCCAUGCUUGGAAUGCAGUUGUUUGGCGGAAGUUUCAAUAACAUUGAUCCAAAUGACGAAAAACCAGCCAGCAACUUUGACACAUUCCCUAUUGCCCUAAUGACAGUUUUCCAGAUUUUGACCGGUGAAGAUUGGAAUGCAGUUAUGUACUAUGGUAUUGUGUCGCAAGGUGGCGUACCUUCGGGAAUGUGGGCUAGCAUUUACUUUAUUAUUUUGGUGCUCUUCGGUAACUAUACUCUGUUGAAUGUCUUCCUUGCCAUUGCCGUGGACAACUUAGCCAAUGCUCAAGAACUCUCCAGAUUGGAAGAGAUGGAGAAUGCAGAAAAACAGGAUAAGAUCAACCGAGAGGUGGAGGCGUUAGUAGUUCAACAGACACCAAGUAUGAGUCGAAAGGGAUCACCAAAUCCUGACACAGGACAACUUGCAAUUGAGGAGGGAAAGUCCAAUGAUGUCAACAAAAAAGUAGAAGCAGAGCCGAACACAUGGAAAACCCGUUUAAAGAAACUGUACGAUCAUCUUAAUGUUCACGGAAUCCCUUUUCCUUGUGACUGUCCCUCCUGUGAAUGUCCUUGUGUUUGUUCCUGUCACUGUGAAUGCCAAAUGAGGAGGAAGAACGGGCAACAAGAUAAUGAAGCUCCAAAAGUGGAAGAGGAAGAGGAAGAUGAAAAUGGUCCAAAACCAAUGGUUCAGUACAGUUCUCUAUUUAUAUUCAGUCCAACUAAUCCAUUCCGUGUGCUGGUUCACAAGUGUGUAAUAAACCGUGCAUUUGACAUCACCAUUAUGAUAGUUAUUGGACUUAGUAGUAUUGCAUUAGCUGCAGAAGAUCCAGUGAAUACAGAUAGUUCACGUAACACGGUCUUGAAUUAUUUUGAUUACAUCUUUACCGGAAUCUUCACUCUUGAAUUAAUCAUGAAAGUAGUGGAUAUGGGCUUGAUACUGCAUCCUGGUGCGUAUAUUAGAGAUAUAUGGAACAUCCUUGAUGCAACUGUUGUCAUUUGUGCCCUUGUGGCAUUUGGUGUCAAUGCAAGUUCAGAUGGUUCGGGAAGUGGAGAUCUAAGCACUAUCAAAUGUCUCCGUGUUUUGAGGGUAUUACGUCCUCUGAAGACCAUCAAAAGGAUCCCAAAAUUGAAGGCUGUUUUCGACUGCGUAGUACAUUCAGUCAAGAAUGUUGUAAACAUUGCAAUUGUUUACUUCCUUUUCAUGUUUAUAUUCGCUGUCAUCGGUGUUCAACUAUUGAAGGGACGCUUUAACUAUUGUACCGAUAUGUCCAAAGUCACUCAGGAUGAAUGCCAGGGUAAUUAUUUCGUGUAUGAAGGUGAUGAGAUUACGUCGGUAGAAGAACGGACGUGGGAGAGACGAGACUUUCACUACGACAACGUAAUUGCCUCUAUGCUAACGCUAUUUACAGUCUCGACAGGAGAGGGUUGGCCAGACAUUUUGAAAUAUUCAAUGGACGCCACAGCAGAGGGUCAAGGUCCAUCCCCUUACACGCGUACGCAGAUGGCAAUUUACUAUGUAGUUUACUUCAUUAUUUUCCCAUUCUUUUUCCUGAAUAUUUUCGUUGCCCUCAUUAUCAUCACAUUUCAGGAACAGGGAGAUGCCCAAUAUGAAGAUGGAGAUAUAGAUAAAAACCAGAAACAAUGUAUUGAAUUUUGCAUCACUGCAAAACCAGUUGAUAGGUUUAUGCCGAAGGAUCAGACAAAAUUUCAAUUUAAAGUCUGGAAAUUUGUGGUUUCGUCUCCCUUUGAGUACUUCAUCAUGGCUCUGAUUGCUAUCAACACAAUUACUCUUAUGAUGCCGUAUUAUGAUCAACCAGAAAAGUUGGAAGAAAUUCUCAAAUAUUUCAACAUUUUUUUUACCACUAUGUUUACUGUGGAAUGUAUUCUGAAAUUAGUAGCAUAUGGAGUGAGGAACUACUUCAGAGACGCAUGGAACAUAUUUGAUUUCAUCUGUGUUAUUGGUAGUAUUACCGAUAUCAUGGUAUCCGAAUUUGGGAAUGAAGGGUUCAUAAACUUGAGCGUGUUGAGGCUUUUUCGGGCAGCCCGAUUAAUCAAACUUUUACGGCAAGGCUCCUCCAUCCGUAUCCUACUUUGGACAUUUGUGCAGUCUUUCAAGGCAUUGCCGUGGGUAUGCCUCCUAAUUGGAAUGCUUUUCUUUAUCUAUGCAAUUAUUGGAAUGCAGAUGUUUGGAAACGUAAAACUAGAUGAUUCAACACAGAUUAAUAAUCAUAACAAUUUUCAGCUGUUUGUAUCUGCCCUUCUACUUCUGUUCAGGUGCGCCACUGGAGAGAGUUGGCAACUGAUUAUGUUAGACUGUAUAUCGGGAAGGGAUUGUGAGCCCAAGAAGGGGGAAGAGGAUGAGGAAGUGGACGACUCAUGUGGCUCCCCAUUUGCGUACAUAUACUUUGUUAGCUUUAUUUUCCUUUGUUCAUUUUUGAUGUUGAAUCUUUUUGUUGCUGUAAUUAUGGACAACUUUGAUUAUUUAACGAGAGAUGCAUCAAUUCUUGGUGCACAUCAUCUGGAUGAGUAUGUUCGAAUCUGGGGAGAUUUUGAACCUGCAGCAACGCUAGAUCUGGAGGUCGUCGUUGUUGAUCGUGAUCGUCACGAUAGAGAAUUACGAGAAGCUGUCAAAGUCUUCUGGCCGCGACUACCGGAGAAGAAGAUUGACCUCCUGGUUCCUCCUGACUGUGAACAUGUUGAAGAAGGAAGGUGUGAUGAGUGUAAACGAAAGAAAGAGCUGAUUGGUGAAAAGUUAACAGUAGGCAAGAUAUACGCUGCAUUGUUAAUCUACGAAACAUGGAAAGAGUACAAAACAAGAGCGAAAAGAGAUGGAACUGCUAGAUUGCUGCGUGAUCAAAAAAGAAAGGAAUACCUGGCGAAGGUGGAGCGUCGUAAGGCCCUGGAGCUUGAACAGCGGUCUCGCUUACAAGUGCCCGCAAAUAAUAAUGUCUUAACUCUAACUGAUCAACCGCAAAAUGGGGCGAUUCAGAUAAUCCAAGAUGCUAAGCAGCAAACGAAGAUGUUCAGUGCCAUCGCUAGUGUUGUUAAGAAAGAAAAAACAACGCAACCGAUGGACGCAGAUCAUAUUCAAGACAAGGAGUUAGAAAUGCAGAUAAAAAAUGCUGCGCCUGUACAUGCCCUACUUAACAUACAGGUGGAUGGAGCUCCAAGAAUGAGAGCUCCAUCACCUUUGCCAAUCAGACAAAGUAACAAUACGAGUAAUGGAAUCAAUAGAAGAGGAGGCAAAGACUCACCCAGUGGGUCAAGGGAUGGACUAGUCGAGGGUAUUGUAUUGGAAAGUUCAUUUGAUGAAGAUUUUAACGAUUAUGAUCAUGCCUGUAACUUUGAAGUUUAUGAUAAUGAGGGCUUUGAGAUGGUAGAUAUGAAGUAUAGAGAAAAUCCAAAUGAUGUAAAAAAAUCUUCAUCAGUAGAUCGCAGACAAACGUGGGACAAGCAUGCAGACUUUUACGCUUCCAACCACUCUCCUUCUAGAACUAGGUCUUCACAGGUUAUGGCAGAAAUAGAUUACCACCCAUUAGAUAGGGAUAAAGGUUUUGAACGUGCACCGCAUGAUCCUACCAGGGUGUACGGAGUAGGCAAGGGAAGGGGACGGUAUGGAUCUUACGACCAACUCGGUGGCCAUGAAAUGGAUUACCCAGACGUAGGAAAUCGAAAAGAUUAUACAAAUUAUCCAGAUAGAAAACCUGUUGUUCGAAACAACCUUAGUGACCCCUAUAUGCGCCCAUUUAGCGACACUUUUACACCAACUAAUAGAUCACGAAGAAACUCCCUUAAUGAUGAGGCUAGAAAUGAGCGUAGUUUUUAUGACGUAAGAGAUCCACUUGAUAAACAACAGUCAAGUGAUAGAAAUAACCUGGGAAGGGAUUUUAGAAGCUGUAGAUCAAAUGAUGACGAUAAGCUGCUUCAAACAGCAAGCAUGAGUAUACCUCAUCGUAGCUAUUAUGACAGUGGUAGAUCACCACAAGAUAGUUACCAAUCCUCCCCUCGAGAACACCGGACCUCCAAUAUCCCUGGGCUUAAGAGUGAAAAUAGAAAAGAUAGCUGGCCAUAUUCAAAUGAACGGUCUUACGAUAAUAGGCUGAUAGAGCCAAAAUCUGACACAAGACCAAGUGGUAAAAAUACUAAGCAGCUUGGUCUCGGAAUCGAUAUGCAAGAAUCUCGACAACGGCACUCCUUCUCCAAUCCACCAAACAGUGGACUGGAUUCUAACUUGAAUUUCCCACGUAAUGAGUACCGGGAACGAAAUGCAAGUCCAAGCAGUAGCCAAUUUGGUUUUGACACAAAAUCAAAAUCUCACACUAGUCUUCCAAGGGAUGGUGAGCAACCCAUUUGUACCAGCAAUCCCUUCAUAACAGAACCACAAAAUAGAUUUUGGGAAGGUCGCAGUCCAAGUAACAGUAUGUUAAAUAACAGACAAAAUCGUUCAACAACAAAUCAAAAUAAUUUAGACAAUAGCAGGCUUAUAGACCAUCAAAAUAAUAAUAACCAAAGAAGGGACCUGGCCCUGUCGUAUGAUAGGUCAUAUAAUAACAACAUAGAAAGGGUAACAGAUAGGAAUGGCAUUGACCCGAGAGCGUCGAGGGACAGUCGUAAGCCUCUGGAUCCGACUUAUCAGAAGCGAGACAAUUCAGAGACUAGAUUGGAGGACUCGUUCCACCGCAAAAGCAGAUUUGGUUCAACGAACUUGACACGUGAAGAGGCUGCAAUGAGACAAGAGAGGCUUACUUACGGGGAUGGUAUGUCCCCAUCACAGUCUCAUGUGUCUACAUCAGACCGAUCAGCUUCCCUUGGGCGAGUCAAAAGUCAGCUCAUAGCAGAUCGUGUUUUGAGUCAAGAACAAUAUCUGCCAACUUCACCAGAACUAUCCAGUUCACGUGGACGUCAAGAUUUUUCUAAUGACCCCAAGAAAGACUAUUUUAGCCAUGAAAAAAGAGCACCUUAUGAUAAUAGAGCUGAUAGUUCUUAUGAUGAAAAGGGUGCAAAAGGCAGACGAAGUUGUAGCCAGGAUCGCCUGGCCAGCAGUGGUAUGGAAGGAGCAGCACAACGUACUGGCACAGGUCGGAAGCUCCCUCAAGUACCUCAACAUGUAAAUAACAGUGGGUAUAUGUACCAUUCCAGUGAGAUGCUAAAACCUCAAUCAAACCCAUACCAUGCAUCAACUAAAACACUUGAUUCUGUACCGAUUAAUCCCGACCGGAGACCUUACGGUGUAGCAGAUGCGGGAAUAUCACCACAUCUUUGUAUCAGAGACGACACAGACCCUCUACUGCCUAAUGGUCAUAGACCAGGUGUUUCAUCUAGGGGACGUGGCCAUGGAAUGCAGACGCAAAGUCCGCACAAAACACCGCAAGGUGUAUCAAGGGGUCAUGGUAGGAUACACACAACAAAUGAAACCGUACAUAUAACUGGAUACUCAGACGACGAGGAGGAGUGGACAUAGUCAGGAAGCCCAAUGAACCUGCACGCCAUUUUCAAUAUUGUAAAUCCAAUUACUAGUCUUUAAAGUUGUAUAAAAAUGUUAAUUGCAUUUAUUGAUGCAUUUAUUGUAAAAACAAAAUGUAUGGUUAUACAAUCUAUUAAUGAAUAUAUAUGUUUAUGAAUAGUCACUCCUAUUGUACAUGUUUUUGGGUCCGGAAUGCUAGGUGAUCCUAGAUGUUACCAUAGCAAUGCUAUUAUGUAUUGCCAUUAUGUGCAUUGUUCAUUCCAAUGUUUUUUAUAUAUAUUCAUUCACAAAAAUACUAUAAAGAUCCAUUUAAAAUAAAAUAUUUAAAAAAUCUACAGUUUUGAUGUCGCUGAAGUGAGCAAGUAUUUAGUAUAAGUAAAAUAUUUCAUAAGCAAGGUUAUUAUUGCUAAUGAUUCUCAGUUUAAAACAACUGUACUUUUUUUAAAUAGAUAAAUAGCAAUGCAAUUGUAGAACCUAGUUACUAGAUUCUUGUUCCCAGAUUUUUUUUUGUUUUAAAAUAGUGUAGCAUUACUGUAGCCUACAAUUAAGGAUUGUAUUUUGUAUUUAACAUACAGGUAUUCAAUAAGAAUGCAAUUAGUGGUUUAAAACAAAUAUUACGGCCGGCAUUAGAAAAGUGUCUCUGAUGGACCAUUUUUCUAAUUUAAUAUUCAAUACAGACAAUUUACUGGAAGAGCCUACGCGCUUAGUAUUUUUGUCAAAUUUUUGUGGAAUAUAACUUGCCACUGUUAUAUACAGGCCAACAGUGCUCAUGGACAUGUGCAAUGCAGAUAUUACUAAUAUAAAUGGCCAAUAUACAGUGCCUAGUUUCACUUUAUUCAUGUAAUCUAUUUAAUUAAUUUAUUAAAUAUUCAUAUAUUAAUAUAUUAUAUAAAAUUAUAGACAUUUUAUUAAUUAAAUUCGCCAAAAUGAUUGAUAAGUAAAAUAUAUGUAUCUUAUAUUAUCCACCACAUAAUGUUACUCUGUAAAAUACACAAUUACCGAGGAAACAAAAGAGCACAGUCUAAAAAAAUAAACAGGGUUAAAUUAUUGUUAUAUAUAUUGCACAGUACCAGGUAUGUGGCUAAUGCUUUAUAAUGCCAACCCUGAUAAUACUAAUUUACAUAUAUUUGUUUCCAGGUGAAUGUUAAAACAUUCUUGCAUAUUAAGCCACUUAAAGCAUUCUAAUAUAUCCAAGUCUCUACUACCCUUGUAUAAUGAGGUAUUUAAACUAUCUUGAAUAUCCAGGUACUUAAAACUACCCUGUCCAUCCAGGUAUUUAAAAACUACCCUGUGUAUCUAGGUCUUUAAAGCUACCCUGUGUAUUUAAGUCUUUAAAUUGCAGCAAACUGUGUAUACCUGUACUGAUCUCUAAAAUAUCCUGUGUAUUCAGGGCUAUAGCAUACAGUAUGGUUGUAGGCAUCUUAACUACCCAGUGUUUCCAGGUGUCAAAAAUAUCAGUAUAUCCAGGUCAUUGACCUAUUACAGGGUCUGAGGUCAAUGUAGAUAUAUGAAGAUAUUAGCACAUAAUGCCUAUAUUAAUAUGGGACAACUUAUUUAGAAUUUAAAUUUUUUGAGCUAAAUCAGCUUUGUCGAAAAUACAUGAUACUAUACAUAAUAGUGUAGUUUAAUUAAACAAUCUGGCUGAAAUUGCCAAUUUGUACAGCAAGAGAGUGUGCAAAGUGAGUUAAGAAAACUGUGUGCAAUAAUUGUUACAAAUCUUAUAUAAACUUAGCAAAUAUUUAAUACAUUGCACACUCUUGCAUUUCUACUAUAUACUUUUAUGACAACUGUAUAUUAGGCUAUGUGCUUAAUAUUAUUGCUUUUAAUUUAUUAUAUUUACCAAACUAAGGUUUAAGGUAUGGAGAGGCUGUUUAAGUGUGUAAUAUCAGUUCCUAAUUCAUUUUAUGAGGAUUAAUAUGCCAAUUAUUAACACAUUUUGACACCUUCAAUAUUUAUAAGUACAGGUACCUCUUAACUAGUGUAAUAACCAAAAGCAAAAUGUUUUUGUUUCUAAAUGAAUGGGCAUGCACAACCAAUACACAGGCCUACCCUUUAAAGAUGAUUGUCCCUUGCAAAAUACCAAAAACUUUGUAAAAAUCAUUUUUGAAAUUAACUUUCCCAUUUUAAAGUAACAUGACAUUUUUGGCGAAAAAUAAUAUAAACACUUUCAGUCACUGGAAGUGUUUUAUUAUCUU
Molecule: messenger RNA, 9879 nt
Organism: Anneissia japonica
Lineage: Eukaryota; Metazoa; Echinodermata; Crinoidea; Comatulida; Comatulidae
Product: voltage-dependent calcium channel type A subunit alpha-1-like
Exons: 50
Coding region: 44-7681 (2545 amino acids)
Biological process (GO): calcium ion import across plasma membrane
Cellular component (GO): membrane; voltage-gated calcium channel complex
Molecular function (GO): high voltage-gated calcium channel activity
Source: RefSeq, a predicted model, not a curated record